Messenger RNA from Contarinia nasturtii (swede midge), 2779 nucleotides. RefSeq names its product tyrosine-protein kinase receptor torso-like. Gene Ontology annotation, molecular function: ATP binding; transmembrane receptor protein tyrosine kinase activity. The record is from RefSeq and is a predicted model, not a curated record. The transcript has 9 exons. Lineage: Eukaryota; Metazoa; Arthropoda; Insecta; Diptera; Cecidomyiidae. Gene Ontology annotation, biological process: multicellular organism development; cell surface receptor protein tyrosine kinase signaling pathway; protein phosphorylation. The coding region runs from base 94 to 2553 and encodes 819 amino acids. Gene Ontology annotation, cellular component: signaling receptor complex.
UCUUUAUUUAUUACCGACUAUAGUUUUUUUUUUUUGAAAAGUAGUAGCGGUAUAACAAAAGUGUUGUGACAAAAAAAAAAACAACCAACCGCAAUGAAAUCGGUCAAAUUAUUUGGAAUUCUAAUAUUAUUUAGUUACGUCAGAUCCGAUAGUUUAUUGUUGAAAGAAUCAUUUGACGAUGAUGUGCUAGAAUACAGCGCCGGCUGCACGGCAAACUGUUUGCAGCAGAACAAUUUGACAGCGACAUUAUCAUACUGUUUCGCGAGUUGUCGUACAACAUCUGACCAAAUUCCGUUGAAACAAAAUCAUGCCAAUGGGACCAUUCGACUGAUAUGUCGCGAGGUUGAUUCGUUCAUAAUGGCAAUGAGCAUAAAUAUGGCCACAUCCAACGAUGAAAAGCAAAAUCAGCAUUCGGUAUCGAUAUAUUUGAUUCACAUUCGAAGUAUUGUUGACCAAAAGACAGAUCAAAUCGUUUACAUUACCGACUCUUCAAUCGUAAAAGUAGAAAAUUUGCGAAAAAAUACCAAUUAUUCCGUGACGGCAAGCAAUUUCAAUGGACAUUUUGAAUAUCGGCAUUUUGAGGCAGUGGCAUUUUUCAAAACGCUGAACGAUGAAUACUAUAUUCCGGGCACGAUAUCGAAUAAUACGUUCAAAUUGAAUUAUGACUUGCAACAUGGGGAAUUGACGUCGAUAAUAAGAUGGGAACCGCCCACCGAUAUGAUUUGCAAUUAUUACGUUCAUUUAUAUGCAACACGUGAAGACAAUUACUUGAUUCCAUACGACGAAAAUGUAGUGAAAGCGAUCGAUCUUUACAAUCUGAAGAAAGACGAUCUCAAAUUCGAAACGGAAUACAUUCUAGAAAUGUACGGUGUAAAUGGCAGAUAUCCAAUGAUUGUCGGCGAACGAUGCUCAUUUGAGUUUAUAACGCCAACAUGUUGGGAAUUUCAUGGAUUCAAUAUGGAAAAAUGUCGACCACCACCACUGUCAAAUAUUACCUCCAGCUACGAUAAAAUUCAAACGAACCUCUAUAAUAUAAAUAUAACAUGGGAUAUACCGACACAUUUGCCCGACUACUAUCAGGUAUCACUGAAUCUAUUUUCAAAUAAAGGCAACUGCCUAUGGCAAAAUGUGUCUGGUUUGCAAAAUUAUGCAUAUUUUUCCGAUGUAAAUACAUUGGAUGUGGUGUAUGAUGUGCAGAUUAUUGCAUAUUCAAUGGGAGGUAUCACCGAAAAUGACAUCGUUGAAUUCAGUUUGAGAAGAAGUGCUCUUCCUUCAAACGUCAAGUACAAGUUCAUCGCAUUAUGCAUACUUACACCGUUUAUACUUGUAUUGAGUAUAUUGUCAAUUAUCGCUGUAAUUCAUAAUCAACGCAAUCGAUUAAAACAUAAAAGGCAACUUUUUCCAAUGGACAAAGAUAUUCAUAUGCAAAAGAUAUUACGUUCACAUUACAACGACGAAAUGGAGAUUGAUCCGAAGAAUAUUGAAUUAAAAGAAGUUCUUGGCGAGGGAGAAUUUGGUGUCGUACGACGAGCAGUUUUAAAGCCAGCCAACAUUGCGAUUGCCGUGAAAAUGUUGAAAGAGAAUGCAUGUGUUGAAGAUGUCAAAGGUUUUCUGAGCGAAAUAGCGCUCAUGAAAUCGGUAGGACAACAUGAGAACAUUCUGGGAAUUUUGGGUCAUUCCACAAAAACAUACGACAAAAUGAUGUUACUUACGGAAUAUUGCUGUGAAGGGAAUUUGCUGAAUUAUUUAAAGAAAUUUCGAGAAGCAUUUACAGAGCCAUGUGAUUCACUGCAGAAUUUCGUUCAAAAUCAAACCUAUGGCUUCUUUGCACCGUAUGAAAAUAUUAUGCAUCAAGCCGACAAGAUAAUCGGUGAUAAUAACAACGAAGAAGAUAACGUAGAAGUUAAUGCGGUGAAAACAGACGACAAUGAAUCUGACUACAAGUAUCAACAGCCAUAUCUCACAGGAAGAGAUCUAUUAGUAUUUGCCAAGCAAAUUGCUACUGGCAUGGAAUUUUUGGCCAACAAAAAAAUUGUCCAUCGAGACUUGGCUGCCCGUAAUGUUCUAGUCUGCACUGACAAAAGCGUCAAGAUCGCAGAUUUUGGUUUGAGCCGCGACAUAUACAUAACCGAUAUUUACAUGAGAUCGAGCGCAGGACGACUUCCAAUUAAAUGGCUUGCAUUGGAAUCGAUGACUGAACAGAAGUACACCAGCCAAAGUGAUGUAUGGUCAUAUGGUAUUUUACUCUAUGAAAUCGUUACAUUAGGUCGAACACCAUAUCCAGCUGUUCCAGUCGAUUGCUUGAUUGAAUACUUGCAAUCGGGAAAUCGCAUGUCAAAGCCACACAAUUGUAGCCCAAAAUUUUACGGAUUGAUGUUCUCUUGUUGGCAUGGAUCAUCGGCUGAUCGGCCUACAUUCAGCGAACUACGUCGUAAGAUCGAUUGGUUCAUUUUUCAGUUCGAUAAUGAUGGAAUGAUCUCCAUUGAUAAUAUGGAUAUUAAUAAGAGCUCCAGUAAAGAAAUCGCCAAGAGUAAUUGCCCAAGUCAAUUCUAAACUACAUCAAGAAGAUUAUGACAAUAUCAUAUCUUAGAAGAAACGUAUUGGGUUUAAGAGUGACCUGAAUAAUUAAAUCAUCAUAACGACGCCGAAUUUAGAUUAGAAUCUUUAAUGAUGACAUUUUAUUUUUUCAAACGAAUCUAUCAUCGCCACCAAUCAAUCAAUUUUCUCCUUCAUCACACAGUUUUUAUGUUAAAAAUUAUUGUAUUUUCAAAUAAAAGAU